GCAGAGGAGCAGUCCAUUUAUUUUCCCUUCUGAAUAGCGUGUGCGCGCCCCAAAAAGACACGGUCCGCCGUCGACCACGCAGGCGAGUCGUUAGAAGAGAAGUGGAGGCAGCGGCAGGGAGGGAGGGGAGGAGCGCCGCCAUGGCCUCGCGCUUCAACUCCCGCAUCUCCUCCGGGGACUUGAGGUCGGGGAGCUCGCUGACGGUGGGGGAGCGGCUCUGCGCGGUGGUCCUGCCCUUCGUCGCCAUCGCCGAGUUCGUCUUCUUCGCGCUCACCGACUGCCUGGCCGGCAUCUGCUCCCCUCCCUCGGCCUCCUCCUCCUCGCACCCGCGCAGAGAUCCCUCCGCCCCGUCCUUCUUCCUCAUGGCCAAGAAGGGGAGCCACCACCACCACCACCUCCUCCGCCGCCGCGUCGCGCCGGGCUGCUCCUCCCUCAGCUUCCGCGACCUCGCCCGCCUCGCCGACGAGUCCAGAUGCUUCUCGGUGAACGAGGUGGAGGCGCUGUUCGAGCUCUACAAGAAGAUCAGCUGCUCCAUCAUCAACGACGGCCUCAUCCACAAGGAAGAACUUCAGCUAGCAUUAUUCAAGACUCCUAGUGGGCAGAAUCUUUUUCUUGAUAGGGUUUUUGAUUUGUUUGAUGAGAAGAAAAAUGGAGUAAUAGAGUUUGAGGAGUUUAUUCAUGCUCUCAGUGUCUUUCAUCCAUUGGCACCUGUGGAAGACAAGAUCAACUUUGCAUUUAGGCUCUAUGAUUUGAGACAGACUGGCUUUAUUGAGCGCGAGGAGGUGAUGCAAAUGGUUAUUGCCAUUUUGAAUGAAUCUCAUGUGGAAUUAUCGCAUGACCUUCUUGAGGCCAUCCUAGACAAGACAUUUGAGGAUGCUGAUACCGAUAGGGAUGGAAAAAUUUGCCAAGAAGAGUGGAAGGAAUUUGUAUUACGCCAUCCUAAACUAUUGAAGAACAUGACUCUACCCUAUCUAAGGGACGUCACAACAGCGUUCCCAAGUUUUGUUUUCAAUACCGCGGUUGAAGACUAAACAUCACAAGGCUUGUACUUGAUGGUGACAAGUUGGUUGCUGAUUGCGUCAGCCGUUGAGAAUUGGGAUGCUGAGAAACAGAGCAGCCAUGUUAAGGAUGGCUGUUGCUUCAGGAUGGACAUCAGAUAAUCAACCCGGCAACUGAAGAGUCCCAUUCAUGAUGGCAAAUUGGCAGCUAACGGCGUCUGGUGUGCAUUGUGUUGUACUAACUGUAUAUACACCAUUCAUUCAAGAACAGGACAGCGUGAUAUGAGGAGUCUAAGUUGCUCAUAUACAUAGAUAGGAGGAAUCUAAGUUCCGCAAAUGCCAGCCAGUUCCGCGCAAUUUUGUGAAUGCUAACUUGUGAUGUUGUAGCGUCCAUUAUCUAGACUAUCCUAAUCCUAGCGCCAACAUAUGUCAUGGCUAAGCCAUGAUUGAUGUAUAUAUAAUCGAAAACCUUUCCGAGACGCAUGCUUUUGCUUGGUGA
Molecule: messenger RNA, 1497 nt
Organism: Triticum dicoccoides
Lineage: Eukaryota; Viridiplantae; Streptophyta; Magnoliopsida; Poales; Poaceae
Product: calcineurin B-like protein 9
Exons: 9
Coding region: 141-1031 (296 amino acids)
Biological process (GO): calcium-mediated signaling
Molecular function (GO): kinase binding; calcium ion binding
Source: RefSeq, a predicted model, not a curated record